CAGAAAUGAUCCGAAUCAACAACACCCAAUACUUCCACUUCCUGCAGCAGGCAGACAUUUUACGCCGCUCGGGGUCACUUUGUGAUGCGAUCAUCUCGGUAAAGAGUGAAACUUUCCGGGCCCAUCGGCUGGUUCUGGCUUGUGCUAGCAGGAGACUAGCGCAGCAGCUAGCCCAGGCAGAUAUAGACAGCCCCGUCCACUGCACGCUGGAGUACUUCUCCCCUCACACCUUCCAGCAAGUUCUAGACUUCACCUACACUCAGAAUCUGGAGGUGUCUGUGGAGGACCUGCACCUGCUGCUGGAAGCUGCUCAGGUGCUGGAGAUGAGGCCGCUGGAGGACCAGUGCCUGAAGCAGCUGGACAACCUGGACUACAGAGCCGAAGAACAGAGCAGAAGACGAGACAUCACAUGUGUAAAAGAAGAAGAAGAGAGCAAUCACAAGAAAAAAGGAAGUCCAGUUCAAGAGGAGAAACUCAAAGAGACAUCUUCCCCGAUCGAGGAGGCAAACGACUGCAUUGUCGUAGAAAACCUGUCGCCCUCCGACCCCGAGGAGAACCCCAUCAGUCCCCCGUCCCUCAGAAAGAAACCCAGACUCCACCCGGCCUCCUCCACCUCCCACAGCAGAGACAGUGUCAUCACCCGGCCUGCCAGCAGCACCUCCUCCUUCUCUCCCCCCUGGACUUUCCCUACAAACAUGUGGAGCUCCGUGAGCACCCUGAGGCGGAUAGCCGAGAACUAUUCCACCUUAUUUGCAGCCCACCCUGUCCAGUCCCAGAACCAGUCCUCCGUAGCGUACCCCUUCUCCCUCUCCAGCCCACACACCUUCCCCCUACUCAGCUCUCACUUUCAAUCCCCUGUUCACAGCUCCAUGUUGGGCUACUCAGGCUUUUAUCCACGUUAUACACAGAACCUUUACCCCGGGGCCUCGGGCAUGGGCAGCAUCAUCAAGCAAGGGCUGUUGAAAAGAAAAAAGCCCAACCAGAGAGCUUUUACUGGGACCAUUCAAACCAGCGAGCAGAGUGAGGCACCUAAAGGCAGCAGAGAGAGAGUAAAAGACUGCCGACACUGCAGUCGAAGCCGACUCGGUGACCCAGUGCUGCGGGAGUCCGCCUCCACACCACCAGGUUUGGCCUGUGCAGGGUGUCAGUUCUGUGGACGAGGAGAUGUGGUGCAACGCAGACAACAAUCACAAGAUCAACAAGAACACAGAGGAGAAAAACCCUACCAGUGCCAGCACUGUCCCAAGAAGUUCAGUCUGAAACAUCAACUGGACACACACCACAGAGUUCACACCGGAGAGAAACCCUUCGAGUGUCGUCUGUGUGGUCAGCGUUCUCGGGACUACUCGGCCAUGAUAAAACACCUGAGGACUCACGGCGGGGCCACGCCCUACCAGUGCACCGUGUGUCUGGAGUUCUGCAACAGCCUGGUGGCCAUGCAGAGGCACGUUAAGAGCCACGCGGUGCAGGACUUCCCUCCUGACUGGACCAUCAACAGCACAUACCUGUACAACUCACACAUCUGAGCCAAACACACACACACACACCUCUGUCUACACACAGUUCUCAUGAGUGAAGCUUUAGUUUGUACCACCUUUACAUCUGAGUCACAGAGCAGAGCAGACAUCUUUCUGAUGAUCAUUUUACAACACUUAUCAUUGUUUCAAACAGAUGAAAGGCACAAACUGGGGCUAUCACAGGUGUUGCAAUAACUCAUAUACAAACUGAAACUGCUGCAUAUUCACAUCUAUAGAACAGAGAAAUGCAGCACGGAUUUCCAAUAACAUGUCAGAAAAGGGACUGAAAGUGUUUAUCAUUUGACAUUAGGUCAUGUACGUGCAUUAAAGCCACAACACAGCUCUUCCUCGUCAAAUGAUGCAGCCACCUUCCCUCUUACUUUCACAAUUAUUGGCAUUGCUUGCGAGACAAAAGGCAGACAAAUCCCAGACAGGUAGCCUACCAUAUAAGGACAGCUGUAUUUAAAUAAAAAUGACAAUAAGGAUUGUAGUAGGCGACUAAAAAUCUCACUGGACUGCUUUUUAAGAAAUGAGACUUUAAAAAAAAACUAAAAAAAGACGAGCUUUUGCAGGCAGCUUGGUCUGUUUGGCGCACUGACUCCCUCCCACCACUAAGGGGCGCUAAAGCAUCAUAGAUGGUCACAAGGCCUUCUUGCAACAGUGUGUGAUAACUUUUAUAAAUAUACAGUUGACCUAUAUUUUAACAUUUCACUCAGUUUUGUGAAUGAAAUGGGUAUUUUUUAUGUUUUGAGAUAAGAUGGAUAUCGGACAUUAACAGUGAUAAUAAGUUACCAUGGCGACAGGCUCGUCCAGCAUUAUAAAAAGCAGUUAAAACAACCAAAGAGCUAAUAAAACAAUGACCAAGCAUCAGGUAUGAAGAAAACAUGUGCAAUUAAAAAAUACAAAGUAAGAAGAAGCAAUUGAUUACUUUUUAAUUUUUUUAUUAUUAUUUUUAGAAAAUAUGCAAUAAGGGCAAAGAAUUGUAUUACAAGUUCCUAAAAAAAGAUCAGAAAAACAUGAUUCACAGACAACAAACUCAUCAAAAUGUAUCUAAAUCACUGUUCUUUUUUCACAAACUUCCUGCAGUUAUUGGGUUCACUAUUUGGUUUAAUUGUACAGUUUAUGAGUUGUUUACUUAUGUGUUUACUUAGGUAUACUUAUGCUUGAUUAUUAUACGAAAUAUCUAUAAAAUACUAAGUCAGGUGUCGUCGCUUUACCUAAAAAGAGAGAAAUGGUCCCUUCAGGAGAAAGAUUUAGAACCACUGAUCUAGUAGUGACAAAUAGUCCAUAUAACAAUAGUGCAUUUUUCUAUUUCACUGCUGCGGGGCUGCUAAAUUCACUAGUUGCAGUCCAAAGACAUGGAUAUACUGAGUGAAUACCAAGUGGUAUUUAGCAACCGCCUUACCUCUCUGAAAGCAUCACACAAGUUAUACGACUGUGAAGUUAUCCUCAUGGAAAAGUCCUCAUAUCUUAUCAUAUAUCGUAUUUAUGCAGUAUCUUUAUGUGUGUUGUUUAAAAUAAAUAAAAACAUGUUUAACUCAUUCUUCUUG
Molecule: messenger RNA, 3067 nt
Organism: Centropristis striata (black sea bass)
Lineage: Eukaryota; Metazoa; Chordata; Actinopteri; Perciformes; Serranidae
Gene: zbtb32
Product: zinc finger and BTB domain containing 32
Exons: 4
Coding region: 6-1526 (506 amino acids)
Biological process (GO): regulation of transcription by RNA polymerase II
Molecular function (GO): protein binding; RNA polymerase II cis-regulatory region sequence-specific DNA binding; DNA-binding transcription factor activity, RNA polymerase II-specific
Source: RefSeq, a predicted model, not a curated record